This is a messenger RNA of Eupeodes corollae, 5753 nucleotides long. RefSeq lists its product as uncharacterized. The transcript has 5 exons. The coding region runs from base 349 to 4947 and encodes 1532 amino acids. The record is from RefSeq and is a predicted model, not a curated record. Lineage: Eukaryota; Metazoa; Arthropoda; Insecta; Diptera; Syrphidae.
UCAAAAAUCCAACUUACCUAUAUACCUCUCCUGUGUGUUUUCAUGGCAAACCAAAGCCUCUCAAGACUUUUUUUAAUAAUUUUUCUUCUAACAAUUUUUAGCACAUGGAAUAUACAUUUUCUUUGUAAAUAUUUCAUAAAAUGAAAUAUUUGUACCAACAAUUAAAUUAAAAACAACAUUUCAAUACUUUUACGAAAAGACUUACUCCAAAAUCAAGUAUUUUAGGACAGAACAACAUUAAAAGAGGUUGAUUCUUUUUCUGUUGCCAAUAAAAAUUCGAUCAUGCUCCUUGUUAUGUGCUGAAGGAAGAAAAAAUAAAAAAAUAAAAUAAAAUAUUUAUAAGUUAACAUGGAUCCGAUAUGUGAACAGAAGUAUAACUUCUUACAAAAAUAUGUCCCAUUUUUGGCCAAUCUCAUUAAGCUGCUGGCCAAUGAUAAUGAAAAACAAGGCAAGUUGGCACAGAUGCAGUUGCUUUACGAUUUAUUGAAUAAGCCGGACAAUAGUGUCAAUAUCGAAACUCUAGAGAAGUGUGAAGAGGUUCUGAGUCGGGUCUUUGGCCAGAAUGGAGGAAAAAUCGUGAGCAUACUCUGCGAGGAAGAGUUUGUUAUGCCGAGUCCUUUGAUUAAAGCAGAACUGCCCGAGGAGCCCGAGGAUGAUGUCGAACAAGUAGAGGAACAACAUUGGCAAAAUUUGAAUGGAUCUGUUGAGCAUCGAGGUGUUGACGAGCCUUUCACGGCGACAAGCGAUGAUUGUACUAAAGAACACACAGAAGCAAGUCCAGAACAAACCAAUGGCCCCGAAGUCGAAACAUCCAAACAGGAAGUUAUUUGCAAACAUAAUAGUCAUGAAGAUAUAAUCCACGGAGAGGAGCAAAAUGGAGAAGCUCUUGAAGAGAAAUCCGAUGAAAACGAAGCUUUUAAAGAUGAAAAGGAAUCCAAUCUGAGUAUUGAAGUUAAAAAUAGUGAUUCAAGCAAUCUUCUUCAAUCUCAAAAUGAAGAAAAGACAAAACAAAUGGUAAAAGAUGAAAUAGAAAAUAAUAUAGAAAUAGAAGAAGAACAAAAUGAUCUUGACAAGUCCAAACAAAUCGGAGCAGAAAAUGGUAAUUCGAAACUAAAUGUUCCUACCGAUGAUACUAAAGUUGACGAAAAGCUUGAAAACGAAAGUAAUCCCCUUAAAGCAUCAGAAGAACUCGAAUUAGAUGAUUCAGACAAAGAUUUAACUACCCCAGUAACUGUAAAUGACCAAUCGAAUAAAUCUGAAAAAGAAGUUGAAGUAAAUGAAAGUGCAUGUACAUCCGAUAAUGAGAAGCAUUUACCGGCUAUCGAGUGUGAAAUCAGUUCCCCCUGCGUCGAAGUUAGUCAAGUUUUGGAUACUGUCCAAAAAGAUGAAGAAACGCUAAAAACACCUGAAAAAGAAGCUUUAAUUGUUCCUGAUGAUAAAGAAAUUCUAAAACAAAAUUCUUCAAUAUCAAACGAAUCCGAUUCAAGUAGUCCUUGUAAGCAAAAAGCAGAUCCAAUAGAAAGUAACACCAUGUGUAAGGAAGCACUGAAUUCUACCGAACAAGCAGACGAAAACGAUGCGAAAAUAAGUCAUAGUGUUAAACAAACUCCAGAAAAGGAAACAGCUACACGACAUAAUGAUGACCAGGCGGUCAGUCAAAACAAAUUAGAUAAAACAGACUCGCCAGAAGAAAUUCAAGAAAAAUCAAAAGCACCCGAAGAAAAUCAAAACAUAUCAGUUGAUGGCGAUGCUACAGAAAAGGAGAAAGCAACCACAGGUGAUUUAAUUAGUCAGAGCCCAACAGAGAUGUUAAGAUUCAAAAUAGUUUCAGCUGAAAGUUUGGCAUCAACAGAAACUGAUGCAAAUCCAAAAGAUAACACAAAAGAUAACCCAAAAGUUACAGAUCCCUCAGAAACUCCUUCAAGUGAUACUGCCAAAGAAGUCAAGACGACAUCUGAAACUAACAAUGAUCCCUUAGAUCCAUUGAGCCACACACCAGAAAAGAACAAAACAAGUGAAAAAAGUUCAACUUCCCCCUCAAAACACACGAACAAAGAUGAAGACGACGAUGAUGUACUUUUGGUAGAGAAUCGUUCAUCUCCCAUAUGCAUCGACUCAGACCCCGAAGAUGAGGAGAAUAUGAAAGGAAAUCGUUCCCUGCCUAUCAUUCCAGCUAAACCCGCAAUAACACCUAAGCAAAAACCAACCCUGCUUAAACCCAAUGUACGCAAGUCAACCUCAUCGGUUAUGGAAAGUAUUCGGCACAUUAUUAACAAGAACCAAAACAGUACACCCAAACGAAAGAUUCCAAUUCAACAAAAGCCAAAAGCAAUGCGUGAAGCUGGAUUUGUCAAAAAAGAUCCUAAGGCUCUAAUGGAAACUAUUGAUCUCUUAGACUCUGAUUCGGAAGAAGAGCGCCACAAUAACAAUAGUAAAAAAUCCAAAACAACAAAAAACACUGACGAUGACGUUAUUAUUGUAAGUUCCACACAACCCCAGCGCAAGCUUAUAUCUAAAAAACUAAAUCAUACUGUGCCAGCACCAAAACAAAUCCCGAGACUUUAUUCAAAACUUGCAAAUAAAUCACCCGUGAAACCUGCAACAGCACAAUCAAAUUUCUUAAAUGCUGUCAACCUCCAGCCAGCCAAAUCCAAUUCCGCAAAUCCAGCUACCUUCUCUGCACGACUAUCAAAUAAAAAAGUUAUAAUCCCAAACGCAUUUUAUGGAAAUCCUUCAUACAACCGAAAGUCAUCUUUAUCAUCGUUUUCAUCGGCAUCAUCUAGAGUAAGUGGUGGUGUUGGUGGCGGAAAAUGCGAACAGGCAUCAUCUAAUGAGUCUGCGGCAGCACCACCAACACGAGCAGUAGGUGUCUACUCCGGAGUCAGUAUUCGACAUGUGCAGGACAAAGUUUUGAAGGAGUGGCUUGACGGUUUUCUGACAAACUUCGCUAGUCCAUUGCAAAUUGCUUCGCAUGCGUGCUUUGUACUCCUCCAACGUGUCUUAAAGUAUCGAUUCUUUCAGCGAUUAAAGGAAACGCGUAUUUACCUAAAUCAAGCGGCGAAGAAUUGUUCGGAUGAGAGCGUGGAUGUUCAAAUGUUAUUAGAUUUGCGGAAUGUUUUUCUAGAAAAUGAUUAUUUAACCGAAGCGGGUAGGAGAUUUUGUCGUUUUGCUACAAACGAUGCAUUUGGUAAACCAGUGGCAUUAACAACAGACUCAAAAACCGGCCGUGUAACUUGCCGUACCAGAGUCGCUUCUAAAGGAGAUAUACCUACAGAUAUUGCUAAAAUUCCAAAUAGUGCAUUCAUUAGAAAUCCAAAACCACUUACACCAGACAAACCACCGGCUUCAGCUGUUCACCAAUCACCAAUAGCAGCAACAACAUCAGUUGCCUUCAAUCACAAAACACCUGUAAAUUCCAGUAAGACCAGUCCAUUGUCUAAUCUAUCUACUCCGCCUUCGAUUUCUUCUAAGCGAAGAGGAAAGUUCCGUAAGUUGAGCGAUGGUUUAGUUGUUGCAGAGAAAGAUGAAGAUGAUAACGAUUACACACCUAAGCAUGAUGAAGUCGAGCCAGAAGCGGAGAUCGUAACCGAAAGGAAAAGAUCUUUGCGUACAAAUCGCACAAAGCGAAAGGAGGCUGGCUUUACUUACAGUGAAGAUCAUGAUGAUGAAGAAUUCGAAGCCAUAGCCAGAAAAAUUGAGAAUAAGAAAAGGGAAGAGCUUAGAUUGGCCGAGGAGAGGGAACUAGAAAUAGAAAGAGAACAAUUAGAGCAGCAACGCAAGAUAAAUAAGAAGACUGUAGCUAAGAAGACGACAGCGAAACGUAAUGGUGGACAAGUUGUUUCAAAUUGUAAUAUUUCUACAGAUAUUCCAAAGGGACCAACUCGCAAAAAGCUUCGUUUAGCCAACACAUCAAUUGUAGGAUCUGAAGACAAUGACCUCUUAACUCCCACUUGGAUUGAAGCCGAUGGCGAAGAUGGUGAAGUGGAUAGCUUAUUAGACUUUGUUGAUGACCCCGAAUCACCACACAUGGACAAAAAUCCAGUUUUCGAAGAACACAGUGCCCGCGUUGAUACAUUUGAAAUCGAAGAUGAAACAACUGAAGAGCAGGCAUCUCAAGACUCAACAGAUAUAUUUGAUACGCAGACAAAUAAAUUACUCAAGAAUAUCGAUCGUAACCUUCAUUUACACAGUAAAACCUAUGAUUUUUGUGUUCAUUGUGAAAGAAAAGUUCCGCGGAUCGUACAUCAUUACGUGAAUGAACAUCGUUCUUCGGAGGUCUUCCCCUCUCGGCUUCGAAAUAGGGACAUUCGGCGUCUUCUUACAACAAGUAAUGUUGGUUUUGUGCAUCUCUACAAAGGCAACCAGAUUCAAUAUGCUGCGCAUUGUAUUUUUUGUGACAAGGAAGCCAAAUUCCUAUUGCCGUAUUGGUUUGAACAUUUUACAAUGCACACCGGCGAAUAUAGCUUCCGAUGCAGCGGUUGCCACAUCCUCAAACCAACAAGAAGUCUCCUCACCAAUCAUAUAACAUCCAAUACGGGUUGUCCGAAAAAGGGUUCAGCAAUAAGAUUGGUUAAUUUCGACACCAAGGUGCAUCAAAUUGAAGCGCACAUUUGUUCAAUAUGUAAUUACGUUCAAUUACACAGAAAAAACCUGCUACGACAUCUCCGGACGCAGCACGGAUUAGACACAAUUUCACCUGAUAAUAUUAUUAAAGUUGUGUUGCUCCAAAUUUCUGCUCCAACCAACGAUCAAGAUACCAUUAAUAAUGAAAAAUCACAAUUGGCGCUGCUGCAGAACUCAGACGACGAAGACCAAGGAAAUAUUAACAAUGAAUCUUUGGAUGAGAAUUCGUUAAUGAUGCAACAUGACUUUACCGAUAAUGAUGAUUUGUCAUUUAUGAUUUGUGGAAUGCUUGAUGUUCAGACGAAUUUAUCGCCAACCGGUUGAGAGAACACAUACAAAAUAAAUACUGUAGAUACAAAAUAAUUACGUUCAAUAAUUAAUUCUUGUCAUUCAUUUAUUUUCUAUCUAUACUCAGAUACGUUAGGGCUUCAGUUUUUCAUCCUCAUCUUUAAUAUUGUGUUUGUUUAAUUUACUCACUAAUUUUAAUUUUAUUGUUUUUAAUUUUUCAAAAUAAUUAUAUGUCUAUGAACAAUGCCAGAAAAUCCGCUAACACGACCAAGACAAUAUAAAAGCUGCUAUUAGGAAAUUUAAAAUUAAAGAGAAAUAGCUAUUCUCCAUUUUAUUUUGAGAUGAUACUUUAAUUAAUUAUUAACUACCCCUUUUAAAAACAAAAAGUAAAAACUAUUGUAUAUUUUGUUUGUUUUAACUUGUGUAAUUAUUGUGUUAAAUAUUUCUCUACUCCGAACUAUGAAUAUUGCUCUGGCCAUAUACAAAAGAAAAACAUAUAAUAUUUUGAGAAAAGCGAAUUGUGUGUCUCAUUUAGUUCAUUAUGUAUUAUUCUAAAGCUUGUUUGUUUUUCUCUCUCUUCACAUAUAAUUUCACACAUUUAGUUAUUGAAAAUAAAAUUAUAACAAAAACAAACUAGUUUUGUUUUGUAAAAACAAAUACAAUAUGUAGCUAACAUUUUGUGUAGUACGAAAAGUGUAUAGAUUAGUUUCAUUUAUAAGAACAAUUAUCGGAAAAAGCAACAAAUUAUCUAAAUAAUUACAUAAUUACUAUUAAAAUAAAAGUUGAGAAAACUUUAUAGUUUAGUAAAUAUCUUUAAAUAAAAUAAAAAUUUCGAUCUACUA